AUGAGAAAGCCUAAUGGUCGCAAAAGAGUUGAGAUGGCAAAGAUGCAAAAGAAGAGCAACUUAGAGGUAACUUUUUCUAAACGUCGUGUUGGUCUCUUUAAGAAGGCAACUGAACUUGCUAUCCUAUGCGAAGCUAAAAUUGCCACUGUGAUUUUUUCUCCUAGCAACAAAAUUUACACAUUUGGUCACCCUUCUGUCAUUUCUAUUGUGGAUAAGUUCCUUGGACUAAAUCUUGACGAGCCUACUUAUCACAAUGGUACAGUUGGUGAGGUAAUUAAUCAGUUAAACCAGACGGAGGACAGACUUAAAGACGAGAAAAGACAUGGAGAAACACUUCAAACAACGGGGGGGAAAGCUCCAGUACUUGAAGAACUCAACUAUUUCCAACUUCAAGAACUGAGCGAGGCCCUGGAAGCCAAACAAAAGGAAGUUGAAAGAAUGGCCAACCAACAAAAGGAGAAUGGUAUUGUCUUCCCCUAUAGAACACUUGGAGCUGCAUUGGCUCUUUCAUCUGGUUCUGAGGCUGGACCAUCUGGACCUCGGGACUAG
Messenger RNA from Lycium barbarum (goji berry), 549 nucleotides. Its product is annotated as agamous-like MADS-box protein AGL62. The record is from RefSeq and is a predicted model, not a curated record. The transcript has a single exon. Gene Ontology annotation, biological process: regulation of transcription by RNA polymerase II. Gene Ontology annotation, molecular function: RNA polymerase II cis-regulatory region sequence-specific DNA binding; protein dimerization activity; DNA-binding transcription factor activity, RNA polymerase II-specific. NCBI's taxonomy places the organism in Eukaryota, Viridiplantae, Streptophyta, Magnoliopsida, Solanales, Solanaceae. The coding region runs from base 1 to 549 and encodes 182 amino acids.